AUGCCGUCGACGCCCGCCACUCCGCAUCGCCCCUCCAACCGUGGGGGAAGCGCCAAAUCUUCCCCAACGAAAUCUAAACCUCUAGAUAUUGGAGUGCCCCUGGGAGUAUAUGACACCAAUUCUGUGCGGGAGAAGGUCCGUAAGUGGCAGCAGCAGGGAGGCGGGGUCAUCACUGCCACCGACGUUGUUUACUACGAGGACGACAAUGAAAAUUCGACGAGCGAAGCGAAAUCCAAGCCCGUUAAGGGUGCUACGAGGAAGCGCAGCAACAGCACUCCCAGAAAACGCCUGAUCAGCGAUGAGCAUUGGAAGUUGAACCGGACUUCUACUCAAACCCCAACGCCGAAAGUAUCGCCCCCGAAGCGUAUUUCCCAGUAUACAGUCAACGAUCCGUUACCAUCUCCUAGACUGGGGCGAAAGGAAGGUCGGAAAGAUGGAGAAGAGCGAUCGGCGCCAUCCUCACGCAGCCGCGACAGGGACAGAGCUGGAGGCGCAUCUGACUCGACUAUCAAGGAGCGUAGGAAAUCUCGAGCUUCUCGAGAUGUGGAUUCGGCGACCGAGUGCAAGACUGAGGACGAGGUGCAACAGAAGGGGUCUUCGAAGUCUACGUCGCGGCCAGGGACGGCAAAUCGCUCUCAGUGUGGAGACGCUUUAGAGCCGCUGGAAAGUUCCAAGAAAAAGGGAGAAGUGACUGAGGACGAUACGGAUUGGGCAGCAAGUGAAGCGGAUUUCUCGGAACUCUCCAGAAGGCGGGCACGAGGCCCUGGCCCUAAGACUCCGCCCAAGUCUCGCGCUCCACUCAAGCCGCCUAAGGGAGGUAUAUUCGGGCAUAUUCUGGAUGAGUCGCGCAAAAUGUUCGUGCGACCGGAGCCUCCCAAGCCGGCUCCUACUAGGGGCUCCAAAAUUGAGGCCUGGCUCUCCAGUACUUCUGAUCCGUUCCUGGAAGACAUGGAUCCCGAUGUGGAAGUUCCUGCACCCUUGAACACUAGGACGAACCGAGGGAAACCAUCGCAUAAGCGGGAAGACAAACAUGACCGCAAUGCAGAUUCUGGACCGUCUCCUGAGAGCGAGAGUCGUCGAAAGACCAGACGACAUGGGCGAAGUAGAGAAGGCUCAGCCGCCAGUGAGAGCAAGAAAUCCGAGGAGAGGAAAGCUUCCUCGAAACAGCUGAGAGAUGACUCUUCUCCUACCCACAGGAAGAAGUCCAGCGAACACAAGCAUAGCAGGUCAUCAUCAGUUGCAAAGCCGGCUACCGCCCGCGAUGCAGAUCUGAGGGCAGAUGAUCAUGACACAGAUACUCAGCCUUUCUCCGACGGUUCGGAGGUAUCCGGGAAUAACGCUCCUGUUCCUCUUAUCCGCAAACGACCCAUUCCCAGCACAGGCCUCCAUCGACUUUCGACUAUUGCCUCCAUUGAAACAAUGAGUGCAGGUGAUGAUGGGCAAUCGCAGGCGCUUGGACCUAGCUUUCUUCAAGACAAGUCCGCGCCAACACCGUCACAGACCAAAGAUGAUGCGGAGGAGAGAGAUCAGUUUGACCCAAAUUCGCUUCCAGUUGUCUCUUCUCAGUUGAAGAGGCGACUCACCACACAUGAUGAUCUCAUGUCUGUACUUUCAGUUCCAAAUACGCGCAGUAGAAGCUUACGCUCUGCUCGUAGCCUACGAACGAACAAGAGCCGCGCAACUAAUGCUACCGUCGCUGACCUGCUCAAGGAGUUAGCGGCCGACGAAGUGAAAUACAUGCGCGAGCUCAAGACUCUCGUCGGCGGCGUAAUACCCGUUCUGUUGACUUGCGUCCUCUCAAGGUCAGACUCGGCUAUUGCGGCGGGUCUCUUUCGACCAUCAACUGAUCCGAAAGACGAGCUGAACUUUACUAAGCCGAUAGUCGAUAUGGGUGUGGCCAUCGAGCGCUUGAAGACGCUGCAUAAGCGAAUUCCGCAAGAUAACUCGGAUUCCUUGCUAACUUGGGCCCAGGGAGCUCAGCGAGUCUACCGCGAAUACCUUCGAGCCUGGCGAUUAGGCUUCAGAGACGUUAUCGUUAACUUGGCCCCUCUCGAAGAGGGCGAGGUCGCUCAGAAUGCUGAUACGAAGAGCUUGGAUGAGGGAAUGGCUCGAGACGAAAACGGUGAUGUGGUCAACAGUGAAGGCGAGAAGGUGGAUGUGGCUUAUCUGCUCAAACGACCGCUGGUGCGACUGAAGUACCUUGCGAAGACCUUCAAGGGCAUCAACAUGCUCGCUCCGUCUGCUAAAGCCGAAGGAAUAGCCUCGGUCUAUCAGAAUCUGGUCGCGGAAGCUCGUCGCCGCGCAAGAGAGGAACGAGCAAGACUUGAAGACGAAUCCGCUGCCAGUAUUGACUCAACUCGUGCGCGUGAUCCUGCGACCCUAGGAGCCCUUGCUGAUGUGACCAUCGACAAGACUCGACGCGUCCGCGCUCGUGACUUCUUCAAUCUGUCUCUGUAUCAUUCCACAGGCCAGGUCGUAGACUGUCGGGCGGAGCUUCUUUUAAGAGACAAUGGCCCAGAUACCGGGGCGGGCGGGGACCUGCUGAUUUGUGAAAUUGACCACGCGGAUCGUUGGCUGCUAUUCCCUCCAAUGGACCUGACGUGCGUUUCUGCGCGUAAUGGAGACCUUAAGGGGGAGAUUGUGGUCAUGUUGCGUAGCCCGCCGGGACAGACGAAAGCGUGGCAGGAGUUGUUAUCGCUACGGAUCGACGAGGAGGAUAUAGCAUUUGAAUGGGUUCAACUAUUGGGAACGAACCCACCACCACCAGCCCUCUGUCGGACCCAGAGCUUCAUUGAGAGAGCAAAGCAACGACAAAGAGCGCAAACGGCUCCUUCAAGCGAUGUAUCGCCGGCUCAAAAGGCGCCACCUAGUCCUACAAGUGUGGAUAUACCUAUUGGAGAAAGGCCCACAUCGCGAACCGCUCGGCGGUCUUCAACCCCUAAGGAAUUCUUGUCGGAACCCAGCACUGUUUGUGGGACCACUUCAGCUAUCGAGUCAUCCGUCUACUCUGCAAUUACUCGCGAGUCGGAUUAUGCUUCAACACCACAAUCUACACCAUCAAUACUCCACGCUCGUGACCCGCGCAGGACUCCCCUAGUUGAUGAAAGAGCGUCAGCAGGCCUGAAACGAUCGAAGGCUAAGCGAGUUCACCGGCCUGGAGAAAGCUCCCCGUCAAGCCCGCAGAAAGAUGCGCUUUCAGACAAAGAGCAGGUGUCAGCGACUCCUCGUCGGGAUCGUCACGAAGAUCAGAAGCCUGUCCACUCACCGCUCGUUGUUCGCGAAAAGAAGCCUUACACGGAGCAGCAAUCUCCAAAAUCUCCCAUAAGAGACACGGUUGACCAGGUAUCUCCGCGAGUAUCGUCUGUGCCCUCAAUGGACCUGCCCAGCAUACCCAAGAUCAGGAAGGGCAGUAGUCAAAGUUACAUAACUGAGUCGUUGGCAUCAGUAUCGGACGACGAGGAGUAUGCUCCUGUGGACUCGUACAGUCUACCAGGAAGCCCCUCAAAAAGCAAGGGUCACUCUCGAUCGAACUCCGACUCGAGUCAAACGAACGACGAGCAGCCUCCGCCACCUCCUCCACACAGUCGUUCACCGAGCUCCACCGGGCCGAGUCUGCCGAACACCCCUGUUCUCAGUCCUACCAAUGUGAGACAGAGAAGGCGCGGAUCAUCGCCAUUGAAGCACGAAUAUGAGCCUUCUACAGCAUCAGACACCUACUCCGAUUCAGACACAUCCACCGUGCGACGCUACGACAUGUACUCGGAUUCUGAUUACACUGCGUCGGACACGUCGGAUGGAGACUCUGAGGACGAGCUCGCCUCCUCCUUACCUCCCGUCGAUGCACACAACCUUGCCAAAUCUACCCUGGCCGCAUCAUCUAACAGCUCGCUAUCACCCUCGAAUUCUGCAUCUCAGGGUGGAUAUAGAUCCGUUCCUUCGCAGCCUACAAAAUCUUCUGCUGCCGUUGCCUCUGUCUUUGCAUGGUCCGAAAAAGGGACAUGGGAAGCUGUAGCUCCCACGGACUGCAAGAUUGUAGUCAGCCCUGGGCUCAUCGAGGCGUAUGAGAUGAACUCCAAGGCCAUGUCCGACGUGGAUGCUGAAGAGCAUAGAAAUCAAGGACAGCUGCUAGUUGCCCUCGAGCUCACACCACUGGUGCCCAUCCGGCGGGGUACCGCCAUCGAUAUUAGCGUUCGUUCGCCUCCGACUGAGAAAUCGAAGAUCAAUUGGAGCAACAAUAUCAUGUUCCGUUCUCGGAAUGCAGACGAGUGCGAGGCGCUGUACGGUCUCAUAAAUCAGGCACGUAUCAACAACCCAACCUACAUUGCUUUGCAAAACGCGCGUGGCCGUUUUGCGAACCAGCCCGUUCCUAUGGAACGUUCAACGAAGACUGGAAGGUGGUUCGGAUGGCCCCAACGCCGAAAGAGCUACCGCGCGUCGAAUUCGCCUCGAUCGCUAGCCGACCACUCUGAGAGCAGUGUUGGGACCAUGAGUAGCGCGUUCUCGGCGUUGAAGAAAUUUGGAACCGGAAGCAAGAUGUUCAAUCUCUCGCGCUCGUCAAUCACUUCCCGGAGCGCAAAGGACGAUAGCCUGCACUCAAGCUCUGCCGGCUCUGGUUCGCAUCAUUCAUCUUCCGGCAUCGGCAGAAUAGCCGCUGCCAUGAAGGGCGCCGAUGGAAUCGGCCUGUCCAACGCCAAGAUCCGGUUGUACGUGCGCGAGACUCAAUCGAAGUGGCGUGAUAUGGGCGCUGCCAGACUCACAAUCAUGCCCGCUCGCUCCGCACCUCGCCGCCCAGGCACGUCUGGCAGUAGACGCAGUGAUACCAGCGUCGGCGCCGACGAAGGUAGCCCGCCAACCUCUGGAUCCGUCUCGCCUCGGCAGGCCACCGAACUGGAGAAGCGCAUCGUCGUUCGUGGCAAAACACGUGGCGAAGUACUGCUCGAUGUUUGCUUGGGUGAAAGCGCUUUCGAACGUGUCGCAAGGACCGGUAUUGCUGUGUCUAUCCCAGAGGCUAAUGACGGAGCCAUGCCAAAAGAAGGUGGUGUCAUAGGCAAAUUUUCGAAGAUAUAUAUGAUUCAGAUGAAGAGUGAAGCUGAGGCAGCAUACACGUUUGGACUUGUUGGAAAGCUUAGAUAUUAG
Messenger RNA from Aspergillus viridinutans, 5136 nucleotides. RefSeq lists its product as uncharacterized. The transcript has a single exon. NCBI's taxonomy places the organism in Eukaryota, Fungi, Ascomycota, Eurotiomycetes, Eurotiales, Aspergillaceae. Gene Ontology annotation, cellular component: site of double-strand break; nucleus. The record is from RefSeq and is a predicted model, not a curated record. The coding region runs from base 1 to 5136 and encodes 1711 amino acids.